Messenger RNA from Cyphellophora attinorum, 1317 nucleotides. RefSeq names its product 3-hydroxybenzoate 6-hydroxylase 1. NCBI's taxonomy places the organism in Eukaryota, Fungi, Ascomycota, Eurotiomycetes, Chaetothyriales, Cyphellophoraceae. Gene Ontology annotation, biological process: secondary metabolite biosynthetic process. The transcript has 3 exons. The coding region runs from base 1 to 1317 and encodes 438 amino acids. Gene Ontology annotation, molecular function: monooxygenase activity; FAD binding. The record is from RefSeq and is a predicted model, not a curated record.
AUGAAAGAUCUCUCCAUCAUCGUGGUUGGAGCGGGAAUUGGUGGGUUACAAACAGCGCUUGCUCUGGCUGCCAAGGGUUUCAAGGUCACAGUCCUCGAAGAAGUAGAGGAGUUUCGAGAAGUCGGCGCGGGCAUCCGAGUACCUCCAAACAGCAUCAUUCUAAGCGAGUCCCAUGGUGUCGACUUCAGUCGGAUAUCAAAGUGCGUAUCUCUCGGCAAUCGCUUUGUUGACUGGAAAGGCAAGAACCUACUCGACGUACCGUUCCAGGACAUUGAGGCGCAAUAUGGCGGUUCUUACUACUUUUUACAUCGCGCAGACCUGAUCAACUUACUGCUUGAUACGGUACGUGCUAACAACAGCAUCGAUCUACGCAUGGGCGCCAAAGUCGCGAGAUAUGACUUCGAUAGGCCAGCCGUCUAUCUCGAAGACGGUGAAGAACUCUUCUGCGACCUGGUCGCAUGCUCUGAUGGCAUCAAAUCUGCUGCAAGAGACACGAUCAACGGCAAGCCCUGUCCACCCGAAGAUACUGGAGACGUUGCAUAUCGAAUCCUUGUACCCGCCCAACCGCUCCUUGAUGACCCAGAUAUGAGCCAUCUGGUCACCGAGCCGUGGGCAGUACAUUGGAUCGGCCCGUCUGCCCAUGCUGUGGGGUAUCCCCUGAGGGACGGCAAGCUCUAUAACAUCAUCAUAGACAUCACACACGACACAGAUCCCUCCCCACCACUGUCCUUCUCGGAUUGGAUGCAGAAGCACAGCAACGAGGAGCUCGUGGAUCGCUUCAAGGACUGGUGUCCUGAAGUCCGAAAGAUCUUAUCGUUGACAGGCACAUACCUGAAGUGGAAGCUGGCCGACUUCGAGCAACUCGAUACUUGGGUGCAUCCCAGUAAUGCUGCGGUAUUGCUUGGAGAUGCCAGCCAUCCUAUGAUGCCCUACAUGGCGCAAGGUGCCGCCCAAGCCACCGAAGACGCCGCUUGCCUCGCAUCCUGUCUGGCACAUUUCGACAACCUCCCGGAAGCACUCCACGUCUAUCAGGAACGCCGCAUUCCACGCACAGCAUACAUUGCCAGGAACACACGCGUCCUACAGGAAUGGUGGCAUGUGCACGAUGGACCAUUGAAAGACAAGCGAGAUGCAGCUAUGGCGACGCAGGACAGCGACGACAAUCCGAUGUUCUGGGGCUCGAAGACGCGGCGGGAUUGGCUAUUUGGGUUUGAUGCGAGAAAACUGGAUGCCGAUGUCCAGAUGCCUUCGCUGCCGCCUGAGGUUGAUGCGGAGGAUAGUGUGUACAAAUACCUUCGAUUGCGGAGGACAGAGUGA